AACUGGCACGACAGCGGGCACCAAGUCAUCUGGCACAACAGCGGGCACCAAGUCAUCUGGCACGAAAGCGGGCACCGAGUCAUCUGGUUCGACAGUGGGCACCGAGUCACCAAGCUCAACAGCGGGCACCGAGUCACCAAGCUCGACAGCGGGCACCGAGUCAACUGGCAUGACAGCGGGCACCGAGUCAACUGGCACGACAGCGGGCACCGAGUCAACUGGCACGACAGCAGGCACCGAGUCACCAAGCUCGAGAGUGGGCACCGAGUCAUCGAGCUGGACCACGAACACCAGGUCAUCAGGCUGGAUCGG
Messenger RNA from Staurois parvus, 312 nucleotides. NCBI's taxonomy places the organism in Eukaryota, Metazoa, Chordata, Amphibia, Anura, Ranidae. The record is from the annotation of a GenBank genome assembly.